Closterium sp. Naga37s-1 is the source of this 2565-nucleotide messenger RNA. The record is from the annotation of a GenBank genome assembly. Lineage: Eukaryota; Viridiplantae; Streptophyta; Zygnematophyceae; Desmidiales; Closteriaceae.
AUGGACCAGUCGAAGCGCGGUCCAAGGGCGGGCGACGCGGAGGUCGUGGAUAUGGCGAGCAUUCCGGCGGGCAUUGCCUCGGGUGCCGCGGAAAGAAACUCAGAGGGGGGCGAGAUGGCGGAGAGGGAUGCGGAGGGUGGCGAGCGGGCGGAGAAGGCGGAGAGGGCCGCGGAGAAGGGGGCGGAGGCGGCGGGAGGGGAGAGCGGCGCAGCGGACGAGCUGAGGGCGCGCGUGGGCCGUCGGAUGGCGAAGAUCAAGAAGGUGGUGGCGGCGGGGAAAGGCGACGCGAAGCACUACUACGACGUGUACGGCGCGCAGGCGCGCGCAGAGCUGGAGCUGCGCCCGCCUAUGGCCAAGGGCGCAGAGCAGCGCGCCAAGCCUCUCAGUUUCACUGAUGUGCAGGAUUUGAUUCUCUGGGUGCUCACAGGGGAGGUCAACCCGCAGUGGGCAUUUAUCAAGAACAAGCCGCUGGUAUCAAGGGUGGUGGUGCUGCUGGUGCCGGGAAUUGACGCCCAUACGUUCCACUCCCGCCCGGACCUCUUCCCGAACCUGCACCGCUGCUUCGGCAGCAAAUCUCUGCCGUUGAAGGCUGUGAGCCCAUCAGCAACGGUGGCAGACACAAUGAAGGCCAUGUUUGCCAUGUUUGCCCGACCCGUUGCUCUCAAGAAAAGCACCAGCUCGUCGUCUGCCAAAUCAGCUGCUGCCACGUCAGCACAUGCGGACAGCAAGGCAGGAGGAGGUGUGACAAACGGUGUGGGUUGUGAAAGCAAGGAGGGGACGAGUAGCGGUUUGCAGGGAGGUGAGGAGAAGCAGACGAGUGAGAAAGAUAAGGGGGAUGAGCAUGAGGAUGAGGAGGAAAAGGAGGAAGGGGAGGAGGAAGAAGAGGAGGGAGAGUCGAAACCUCCUCUCCCUCUCGAGCACUACCUGCUGACGUGGCGCCAGCUGAAAGAAAACAAUUUUCCACUGCCCGUGGUGGCGGGCAACAAGGGGCGAGACGGGCAGGAUGGGAAAGAGGCUGCCCGGAAAGCAGGCGGCGGCAUCUCACUUGCUGAUGGCUCGGCUCUUCCUCCUCCAGGUCAGAUUGCAACCUUUCCAGGUCACGUCUCAGGUCAGUGCAACACCCACAGGGGGCUGGAGCUCACUCGCCUCACUCUGCUGGAUGCUCACGGCAAGGUGCUGUUAGACGAGUUGGUGAAGCCUGAGAGUCCAAUCACCAACUACAACACACAGUUCUCGGGCAUAACGCCUCAGAUGCUGGCCGGGGUGACAACCACACUGCAGCAGGCACAGGAGCAUUUUCUCGACAUAGUCAGCGCAGAGACCAUCCUGGUCGGCCAUUCCACAGAGAGCGAUCUGCACGCGAUCCGGGCCGUUCAUCUGCGCGUGAUCGACACGUCGCUGCUCUUCCCCCACCCCCGUGGCCCGCCCUUCAAGUGCGCUCUGCGCUUCCUGGCAGCGGAUUACCUUGGGCGGACCAUUCAGGCUGGCUGGGCCUUCAAGCUCCACCACACGGAGAAGAUUCUCAUGCGCCUCUCUGCCUCCACGCGCCACUGCACCCUCACGCCCCUUCCUUUUGCCUCCUUGCAUCCCCUAGGUUGCGAGCAGAGAGGUACGGCAUGGGAGGAGAGCAGCGAGGAAUGCACUGACGCCUCGUUUAAAGUCAACCAAGAGUGUGAUUGUGGCUUCGCUGCUCCUCCCUCCCUUCCAAAAAAGUCACAAUCAUCCCUCUCCUCCUCUCCUCCUCACCUCCUCUCCUCCUCACCUCCUCUCCUCCUCACCUCCUCUCCUCCUCUCCUCCUCUCCUCCUCACCUCCUCUCCUCCUCUCCUCCUCACCUCCUCUCCUCCUCCCUCCCUCCCUCUUGCUUCACUUCUCUUCCCCUCUCUCCCUUAUUUUCUUCCUCAGUUCCGUCUCUUCCCAUCUUCCCUCUCUCUCCCCUUCCCUCUCUCCCACCCGUGCACAGGCGUGCAAGCCAUCUCUCAACCUCCUAGUCGCCACCUUCCCCUCCCUCAUGGCCUCGCUCUCCGCCCGCUGCUCCUCCCUUGCCUCCAUGCCUCAACUCGCCACUGCCCUUGCUUCCGAACCUGCCUCCGAACCUGCUUCCACACGGGCCACCAGCCCUGCGUCCAAACCCGCACCUGAGCUUGCUCCUAAACCUGCAUCAUCACCACCCGUUCUUGAGACCACAAUGACACAGGCACAGGCACAGGCACAGGCACAGGCACAGGCACAGCAGCAGCAGCAGCAGCAGCAGCAGCAGCAGCAGCAGCAGGAGGUCUCUUCCCCACCUGCUCAUCCUGCUGACUUUUCUGUUGAGGAAUCUUCCAGGAAGGUGGACGCACAGGUGGGGCAGGCGCACGAGUCUCUGCCGCCAAACACAUUGCUGCUCGUCGUGACGGGGUGCGGCGACACGCCAGCUGUCAGACGCAUGAUGGAGUGGCGGUGGAAGCGGCAGCAGUGGAGGAGCACGGGCAUGGAGCCCUGGGACGGGAGCCUCGAUGCCCUCUUGAACCGCAUGCAAGAGAGAGCCUCUGCUGCCCUGUGCUUGGCGACUGUGAAGCAAUGA